AUGAAGACGACGACGCGGCUUCUCGAUCUAACGGCGGCCAUGGCUCUUCUCCUCUGCGUGGCCUUAUUAGCUCCGUCGCUCGUUUCCGGUGACCCUGAGCGGCGCAUCAACAUGACACUGGUUCGAGGCGCCGCUGCUCUUGGUGCUUUUUGCUUGGAUGGUAGCUUACCGGCGUAUAAUUUAGACAGAGGCUUCGGUGCUGGAGCAAACAAUUGGCUUUUGCAGUUUGAGGGAGGAGGAUGGUGCAAUGAUAUAGCAUCAUGCGUGGAUAGAUCAAAGACUUUUCGAGGCUCGACACGAUUUAUGAGCAAAACUAUCGUCUUCUCUGGAAUCUUGAGCAAUAACGCCUCUUUGAAUCCAGAUUUCUACAACUGGAACAGAGUUAGGCUGAGGUAUUGCGACGGAGGUUCAUUCGCAGGAGAUACGCAAGUUGGCAACGGGACGUCACUGCUUUAUUUCAGAGGACAACGAAUAUGGAAUGCCAUCAUUCGUGACCUUCUUCCCAAAGGUUUAGCAAAAGCCCGCAAGGCUCUUCUAACCGGUUGUUCAGCUGGUGGUUUGUCUACAUUUCUACAUUGUGACAACUUCACGAGCUAUUUGCCAAAAACCGCAAGCGUUAAGUGCAUGAGCGAUGCUGGAUUCUUUCUUGACGCAAUCGACGUAGCAUCAAACCGGACAAUGAGAUCUUUUUACUCACAACUUGUGUCUCUACAGGAUAUACAAAAAAACCUCGAUCCAAAGUGUACACACGCAUUCUUUCCGGAGCCAUCUUUGUGUUUCUUCCCGCAAUACGUAUUGCGAUUUAUUAAAACGCCAUUUUUCAUCUUAAAUUCAGCCUACGAUGUAUUCCAGUUCCAUCAUGGGCUGGUUCCACCUUCUGCUGAUCGAACCGGGCAUUGGAUUCGUUGUAAGCUUAAUGUGACGGCAUGUAAUCCACAUCAACUCGAUGCACUCCAAGGGUUUAGGAAAGAUAUGUUGGGAGCUUUAAUGAAUUUCUUCAGAAAUUUUACGAGAGGAGGAAUGUUUAUAAACUCAUGCUUCGAUCAUUGUCAGAGUGCUUCACAGAAUACUUGGCUCUCUCCAACUUCACCGAGAAUCAACAAUAAGACAAUUGCUGCGACGGUCGGAGAUUGGUAUUUCGGGAGAGGAAUAGCUAAAGAAAUCGAUGGCCCAUAUCCAUGUGAUAAAACGUGUCAUAAUCUCAUUCCAGCUUCUACUACAGAUUCUUUGGCUUCUAAGGCUCCAGGCAAUAACUCUAGCGGUACCUUGAGUCGAAGCCAAGCUGAUCUAAAUGAUCUUUUAUCGUGA
This is a messenger RNA of Microthlaspi erraticum, 1308 nucleotides long. Lineage: Eukaryota; Viridiplantae; Streptophyta; Magnoliopsida; Brassicales; Brassicaceae. The record is from the annotation of a GenBank genome assembly.